AUGAUCAUCUUCGCCCUCGGGCUGGGGAGCUGCCUGUUGCUAGUGCACCUCUUUACCAUAUAUCUUCGUCUGUCGAGCAUCCCAGGUCCCUUUGCUGCCAAGUUCACCGACUUCUGGAGAUACCGAUCACAAAACGCCAAAGGCCACACCCAGAGAUUGCUUGCACUACAUCAAAAGCACGGCAAGCUCGUACGCAUCGGGCCCAAUCAUGUCAGCAUCAGCGACCCGGCCGCCGUGCCCAUUGUCUACAGCACAAACCCGACCUGGCAUAAGGGGCCAUCCUACUACGGCGCCAUACCCGUGAGCAAGAAUCGUGCUGUCCCUAGCAUCAUUGGUAUGGGAGAGGCUCAACACACGGCGGUGCGCAAGUCAGUCGGCCGAGCCUUUACCACGAACUCUCUCCUCGACUAUGAAGACUCAAUCGAGGCGACGGGACAAGAUCUCAUCAAGGUCCUAUCUAGACUGCAAGAAACCGAUAUUGGCGAGUGGCUGCAAUUCUUCGCCAUGGACAUGCUGAUCCGGAUUGCUUUCAGCGAUUCUCUUGGGUUGCUGGCCAACGGCAACGACAUUGACGGCACGCUCGCUGCUGUCAUGGCUCGCUUCGAUCACUGGGGUCACUGGGGUGCCGUCCCAAGUGCUGACUACCUCUUCAACAAAAGCCGACUGGCCACCACGCUCAAGGGAGUAGGCGACAGCCCGCUGGCCAAGGUCGCAAACCGCAUGCUUGAGGCUCGCAAGAGAGAUGCCAGCAAGCUCUCAUACAAGGACCUCUGUGCCAAGUUUCUCGAGGGCCAGGCCAAGUACCCCCAGCUGGUCCAGCACGACGAGAUUCUGGGCAUCAUCAUGUCUACCAUUGGAGCCGGGGCUGACACCACGGCCGGCACGCUGACAUACACUCUGUACUUUCUCUCCAAGCAUCCUGACGUGCGAGAGAAGCUUGUGCAAGAGAUCGAUGAGAACCUCAGCGCCGGCAUGCUGUCUCGAAUGCCGAAGUGGGCAGAGGUCAACAGGAUGCCAUACCUUGAUGCGGUGCUCAAAGAGUCUAUGAGGCUUCUCCCCAUCGCGUCCUGGGGACUUGACCGAGUGGUGCCGCCAGCUGGUGCCACAAUUGCCGGCGAGUUCAUUCCCGGAGGAACCAUCGUAGGAUGCCAGAUCGAUGCUGUGCACCAGGACCAGCAUGUCUAUGGCAAGGAUUCGGCUACUUUCAGGCCUGAGAGGUGGCUGGAGGCGAGUGAGGAUCAACGACGGCAAAUGGAUCGUGCCUUCCUUGCAUUCAGCGCCGGCAAGAGAACAUGCACUGGUGUUCAUAUUGCGUGGCUGGAAAUGAAGAAAACACUGCCACUGUUGCUGAUGCAUUUUGAAAUGGAUCUCGUCGAUCCCUCUCAAGAUGUAAGAGACGGCAUUCGGGUCAGCGCAGUCAAGUAUCCACCUCCGGUUAUGAUGAAGAUUACGCCUAGGGUUGGUCAAAAUGGGGUGUAA
This is a messenger RNA of Fusarium keratoplasticum, 1479 nucleotides long. RefSeq lists its product as uncharacterized. Gene Ontology annotation, molecular function: heme binding; monooxygenase activity; iron ion binding. The transcript has 2 exons. NCBI's taxonomy places the organism in Eukaryota, Fungi, Ascomycota, Sordariomycetes, Hypocreales, Nectriaceae. The record is from RefSeq and is a predicted model, not a curated record. The coding region runs from base 1 to 1479 and encodes 492 amino acids.